Molecule: messenger RNA, 894 nt
Organism: Rhopalosiphum padi (bird cherry-oat aphid)
Lineage: Eukaryota; Metazoa; Arthropoda; Insecta; Hemiptera; Aphididae
Exons: 1
Coding region: 1-894 (297 amino acids)
Biological process (GO): DNA integration
Molecular function (GO): nucleic acid binding
Source: RefSeq, a predicted model, not a curated record
AUGAAAAGUUUGGUGAGAUCAUACUUUUGGUGGCCAGGAAUGGAUAAAGAAAUUGAAAAUAUCACGCAAAAUUGCGACAAUUGUCUUAAUGUUAGGCAAAAUCCACCAAAAUCUAUUUUAUCACCGUGGAAAUGGCCAGAAAAACCGUGGACUAGAGUACAUUGUGAUUUUCUUGGACCAUUUCAAAAUAAAUAUUUCUUUAUCUUUGUUGACGCAACCACAAAAUGGUUGGAAGUAUUUCAAGUAAAUUCUAUGACACCGCACAUUGUUAUUCAAAAAUUUUCAGAAACUAUAGCACGAUUUGGCAUUCCAAAAACAAUAACAUCAGACGGCGCAAAAUGUUUCGCAGGGUUUGAGUUUCAAGUAUUUUGCAAAAAUCUAGGCAUAAGACACAUGACAGGCGCACCAUUUCACCCAGAAUCAAACGGUUGUGCGGAAUCAGCAGUCAAAAAAAUAAAAAAUUUCUUUAAAAAAUGUUCGACUGCACAAUCCCAAUUAAAUAAAUUUCUUUUAAUGUAUCGUAACACACCGCACUCUACAACACGAGAAACGCCAGCUCAGCUAAUGUUAGGUCGAUCAACACGUUUACAAUUUGACGCAUUAAUGCCGAAUACAAGUGAAGUGGUUAUCGAACGACAAAUAUCACAAAUAAACAAUGGUGGUAAUAGGACCGUAUCAUUUAAUAUAGGCGAUUAUGUCUUAGCUAGAGAUUAUAGGAAUAAUAACAAUAAAUGGCAAAAAGGUAAAAUUAUUAAAUCCAUUAGUUGCAAUACGCAUGGUGUAGAACUCGAUGAUGGAACUAUUUGGAAAAGACAUAACGAUCAAUUACUUAUUGAUAAAUCACUGACACCAGCGAGUAAAUCUAUUUCACUUAUACACCCGUUAGAAACAUGA